Anoplopoma fimbria (sablefish) is the source of this 1387-nucleotide messenger RNA. RefSeq names its product retinol dehydrogenase 14b (gene rdh14b). The transcript is spliced from 2 exons. The coding region runs from base 15 to 1046 and encodes 343 amino acids. Lineage: Eukaryota; Metazoa; Chordata; Actinopteri; Perciformes; Anoplopomatidae. The record is from RefSeq and is a predicted model, not a curated record.
UAACUCUUGAUCACAUGACACACCAGCCAUUAGGCAGUCCUGUCUCGCUCCCCGCUGACCCGUCACCGGCCCUCAUGUCCGCUGCGGUGAUAGUAGCCGCGGUCGUCGGCGGAGGGGUACUGCUCCUCAUGCGCCGUCUGUUCCCGCGUCAGAAAGCUGUGCAGCUCCUCCGGUAUCCAGCCGACACUAUGCGCGGAAAGACGGUCAUCGUGACCGGAGCUAACUGCGGGAUAGGGAAGGCCCUCGCCGGGGAGCUGCUGAAGCUCCACGCCCGGGUCAUCAUGGCCUGUCGGGACCAGCGGAGCGCCGAGGAGGCGGCUAAGGACAUCAAGAAACAAGCGGGAGCAGAGCAGGGGGAGGUGAUCAUCAAACACUUGGACCUGGCUUCUCUCAGAUCAGUCCGAACAUUUUGCAAAGAAAUCCAAGAGGAGGAAUCCAGGAUUGACGUGCUCAUCAACAAUGCAGGACUCUACCAGUGUCCCUACACAAAGACAGAGGAUGGUUUUGAAAUGCAGCUAGGCGUGAAUCACCUGGGUCACUUCCUCCUCACUCACCUCCUGCUGGACCUCCUGAAGACCUCGGCUCCCAGCCGCAUCGUUGUGGUUUCCUCGAAGCUUUACAAGUACGGCCACAUCAACUUCGAUGACCUGAAUAGUGAAAGUAAAUAUGACAAGGCGUUCUGCUACAGUCAGAGCAAGUUGGCCAACUUGCUGUUCACGCUCAAACUGGCUCAGGAGCUGGAGGGCACGGGGGUCACAGUCAAUGCUCUCACCCCAGGCAUCGUGAGGACCAGACUGGGCAGGCAUGUUCAAAUCCCUUUCCUGGCAAAGCCGCUGUUCUUCCUCGCCUCGCUGUUAUUUUUUAAGAGUCCAUUGGAGGGGGCCCAGACUCCUCUCUAUCUGGCCUGCUCCCCUGAGGUGGAGGGAGUGUCGGGGAAGUGUUUCGCUAACUGUGAGGAGGAGGAGCUGAUGGACAAAGCUACAGAUGAACAGGCAGCCAAGCAACUGUGGGACCUAAGCAGCAGGAUGGUUGGACUCGCUAACUGAGCAGAGUACUGUAAUGUGGACGGUAUGUGUUCUUGGUCCAAAAAGUAGCCCCACAGACACGGCUAUGCAGAAGAUGGCUUGUGAAAAGGCUUAUUAUAAAUAAUGAUAUAAUAUAAUGAAUGACAUGUUGUUCCAAUAAAGUGUGUACAUUUGUAAGUGAAAGUGUGCAUUGCAGUGGGUUGAGCAGAGAAUGUAUAAAGCUUUGAAUAAAAAUGUUAAAAAUGUCAAACAGAGAUGAAUCUCUUUGUGAAAUGAUUUCUCAUUUCAUUUACCUGCUCAUUAAUAACUUACCCUGUAAGAAGUCUUCAUCACGAGCAUGAAUAUAAGUUAAAGGCCAAUAA